GGAUUUAAAGUGUUCCAGGACUGGAUGUUCCGCUAGUCUUCCUCUCCCCUCCCUCCUGCCCCUCCCCCUCUCCUCCCUCCCUUCCCUUAGAGUCGGGGGACUGCAGGGUGGAAGGGAGCGCUUACCCACGGGAAGAAUAGAGCGGAAUUGCCAGGCUGCCUACACUUAGUUCUCAGCUUUCCUUCCUCAUCCCUCAAGCCACUCCCUGGGCCUGAAGCACCAGCCCAAUGUGAAACACCCCCUCCCUCUUUGAAGAAGGCUGGCUGGCCAGGGGGUUUAUUUUGGGAGCAGCUUCUGAAAUCCAAUGGCCUUGUUAGGGCAACACUGACCUUUCCGUCGGAGGAGGAGGGCAGGAUUGGAGAAGGGGCGGAGCAGCGACGGGGAGACCGACAGCCCCACACGCCCACUGGGUGGAGGAGAAGGGGGCCAGCAGGGCUGGAGUUCAGCCUCAGGCUGGGGGUCUGUCACCGAGGGGGAUUCCCCCUCUUUGAGCCGGACUGGGGGCCCUCCGCCUCACGCCUUUUACUGUGCUUCUUAAAGGGAUCACACCGUUUUUCCUUUGACUCCAUGGAAGCCAGACUUGGGACGCUUGGGGGACUUUGAAUCUUUCUUUCCUGCUUCCUUCCCAGCUGGCUGCCUGCCUCUGGCUCACUGGGGGGCCUCUCAGACAUGGCACUGACCAGCCGGCCCAGUGCUGACUUGGCUCCUGGGCUCUCUCAGCCUUUGGUGGCGGCUCGCUGCUGUCCCCCUCCUGGGGCGCCGUGGUGAGUCCGGGGGCCCAGCCCCCAGCACGCCUGGAGAGUGUUGCUGGCACCCCUGCCGCCGUCCCCACCUAAGCUGGAGAACUGGGAGGUGGUCGGUGGCUAUGAUGAGAUGAGCGGGGGCCGCUUUGACUUUGAUGAUGGCGGGGCCUACUGCGGGGGCUGGGAGGGGGGCAAGGCCCAUGGGCAUGGGCUGUGCACAGGCCCCAAGGGCCAGGGCGAGUACUCAGGCUCCUGGAACUUUGGCUUUGAGGUGGCAGGCGUGUACACCUGGCCCAGCGGGAACACCUUUGAGGGGUACUGGAGCCAGGGCAAGCGGCACGGUCUGGGCAUAGAGACCAAGGGGCACUGGCUCUACAAGGGCGAGUGGACACAUGGCUUCAAGGGACGCUACGGCACUCGGCAGAGCACCAGCAGCGGUGCCAAGUAUGAGGGCACCUGGAACAAUGGCCUGCAGGACGGCUACGGCACAGAGACCUAUGCAGAUGGAGGGACUUACCAAGGCCAGUUCACCAACGGCAUGCGCCACGGCUACGGCGUGCGCCAGAGCGUGCCCUACGGGAUGGCCGUGGUGGUGCGCUCGCCGCUGCGCACGUCGCUGUCGUCCCUCCGCAGCGAGCACAGCAACGGCACGGUGGCCCCGGACUCGCCCACCUCGCCGGCCUCGGACGGCCCAGCGCUGCCCUUGCCCGCCAUCCCGCGCAGCGGCUUUGCGCUCAGUCUCCUGGCCAACGCCGAGGCGGCCGCCCGGGCAGCCAAGAGCGGCGGCCUCUUUCAGCGGGGCGCCCUGCUGGGCAAGCUGCGGCGCGCCGAGUCGCGCACGUCACUGGGCAGUCAACGCAGCCGUGUCAGCUUCCUCAAGAGCGACCACAGCUCGGGCGCCAGCGACGCAGCGUCCACUGCGAGCCUGGGCGAUGGUGCCGAGGGCGCCGACGAGGCCGCGCCCUUCGAGGCCGACAUCGACGCCACUACCACCGAGACCUACAUGGGCGAGUGGAAGAAUGACAAGCGCUCGGGCUUCGGCGUGAGCGAGCGCUCCAGCGGCCUCCGUUACGAAGGCGAGUGGCUGGACAACCUGCGCCACGGCUACGGCUGCACCACGCUACCCGACGGCCACCGCGAGGAGGGCAAGUACCGCCACAACGUGCUGGUCAAGGGCACUAAGCGCCGCGUGCUGCAGCUGAAGAGCAACAAGGUCCGCCAGAAGGUGGACCACAGUGUGGAGGGCGCCCAGCGAGCAGCCGCAAUAGCGCGCCAGAAGGCAGAGAUUGCAGCUUCCAGGACAAGCCACUCCAGGGCCAAAGCAGAGGCAGCAGAACAGGCCGCCCAGGCCGCCAACCAAGAGUCCAACAUCGCCCGCAUGUUGGCCAGGGAGCUGGCUCCAGACUUCUACCAGCCAGGUCCGGAAUAUCAGAAGCGCCGGCUGCUCCAGGAGAUCCUGGAGAACUCGGAGAGCCUGCUGGAGCCUUCCGACCGGGGUCCCGGCGCCGUGGGGCUCCUGAAGCCGCCCCGCGAGAGCCCGCAGCUGCAUGAGUGCGAGACCCCGCGGCCCGAGGGUGGCCCCCCGUCCCCGGCAGGGACUCCCCCGCAGCCCAAACGGCCCAGGCCGGGAGCGCCCAAGGACGGCCUGCUGAGUCCGGGCGCCUGGAACAGCGAACCGGGGGGCGAGGGCAGCCGCAGCCCGGCACGCCCAGCCACCGAGCACAUGGCCAUUGAGGCGCUGCAGGCGCCGCCCGCGCCAUCGCCGGAGCCCGAGGUGGCGCUUUACCGCGGCUACCACAGCUACGCGGUGCGUACCAGGCCGCCUGCGCCACCGUCCUUUGAGGACGAGCCCGAGGUCUCCGGGUCCGACUCGGCACCCUCGUCCCCGGCCCCCGGCCCCGCACAGGCCCCCACGCCCCGGGACCCCGAGUCCGAGCCGCCCGCCAAGCUGGAGCCCAAGCCCAUCGUCCCCAAGGCUAAGGCCCGAAAGACGGAGGCCCGAGGGCUGACCAAGGCCAAGAAGAAGCCUCGGAAGGAGGCAGCGCUGGCGGCAGAGCCCGAGAUCGAAGUGGAAGAGGUCCCCAACACUGUCCUCAUCUGCAUGGUGAUCCUACUUAACAUCGGCCUGGCCAUCCUCUUCGUUCACCUCCUGACCUGACCCUCGUCUGCCAG
Molecule: messenger RNA, 2915 nt
Organism: Trichechus manatus latirostris (Florida manatee)
Lineage: Eukaryota; Metazoa; Chordata; Mammalia; Sirenia; Trichechidae
Gene: JPH2
Product: junctophilin 2
Exons: 5
Coding region: 874-2901 (675 amino acids)
Cellular component (GO): endoplasmic reticulum membrane; junctional membrane complex; sarcoplasmic reticulum
Source: RefSeq, a predicted model, not a curated record